CUUAUCCCUCUCUCUAAAUUCUAUAUUUCUCUUUCUCUUUACAUAUACAUUCCUCUCCUAGCUUGUUGUUGUUUUACUUUUUGUUGCUUUGAAAUUCGGAAGAUCCUUAAAAUAAAUCAAAAUGGAUGUGGAGUACCAAGAGGAGUAUAUUAGGAGUUCAAGAGGGGUGCAACUGUUCACAUGUAGAUGGUUACCACUCUCUUCACCACCCAAAGCACUUGUAUUCCUUUGCCAUGGCUAUGGCAUGGAAUGUAGUGGCUUCAUGAAAGGGUGCGGGACGAGGCUAGCCACCGCUGGAUACGGAGUUCAUGGGAUCGAUUACGAGGGGCACGGGAGGUCCAUGGGAGCUCGAUGCUACAUCAAGAAGUUCGACCACAUCGUCGCCGACUGCGAUCGUUUCUUCAAAUCCAUUUGCGAAUUGGAAGAGAACAGGACGAAGAGUCGGUUUCUGUACGGGGAGUCGAUGGGAGGCGCCGUCGCGCUUCUCCUUCACAGGAAGGAUCCCACCUUCUGGGACGGUGCCGUUCUCGUCGCGCCCAUGUGCAAGAUAUCCGAGAAGGUGAAGCCCCACCCAGUAGUGGUGAACCUUUUGACGCGCGUGGAGGAGAUAAUCCCCAAGUGGAAAAUUGUCCCCACUAAGGACGUAAUCGACUCCGCAUUUAAGGACCCUAUCAAGCGUGAAGAGAUACGAAGCAACAAGCUUAUCUACCAGGAUAAGCCUCGCCUUAAGACCGCGCUUGAGUUGCUCAGAACCAGCAUGGACCUCGAGGACAGCUUAUCCAAGGUGAAGUUGCCGUUCUUUGUGCUUCAUGGCGAGGCCGACACGGUGACCGACCCGGAGGUGAGCCGAGCGUUGUACGAGCGCGCGGGAAGUUCCGACAAGACAAUCAAGCUAUAUCCAGGAAUGUGGCACGGCCUAACCGCCGGCGAGCCCGACGACAAUGUGGAGGCCGUGUUCGCCGACAUCGUAGCGUGGCUCGACCAACAUAGCUGUCGGUGGACCCACGACCGGACACGCUGUCCCGAAAAGCCCGAGCCGGACAUCAUUACCAUCGGUAGCGAUAGCCCUACGUCGCCGGUCAAGACGCGGCGGCCGCGGCAUCGGGUUUUUCUUUGCGGGUGGAAGGGUCGGACGCAGCAUCACUCGGCCAUGUAAAGAGUUCGUGAAAGGGGAAUGUUUUCCGUUGGCAUUUCAUCGAACACUGUGGAAAGGGGGAAAAUAAAAUGUGACGAGAGGAUACAGUAAUAAUAAUAAUAAUAAAAAACAUAAUAAAUUGGUGUGUUGAGCAUUAUAAAA
This is a messenger RNA of Ananas comosus (pineapple), 1297 nucleotides long. Its product is annotated as caffeoylshikimate esterase-like. The record is from RefSeq and is a predicted model, not a curated record. Gene Ontology annotation, cellular component: membrane. The transcript is spliced from 8 exons. The coding region runs from base 122 to 1156 and encodes 344 amino acids. Gene Ontology annotation, molecular function: lipase activity. NCBI's taxonomy places the organism in Eukaryota, Viridiplantae, Streptophyta, Magnoliopsida, Poales, Bromeliaceae.